AUGGGCAACAAGGCGGCCAAGCCGCUGUCGUUGACCAAGGAGAACGACGUCGUGCCCUUCGACGUGGCCGACGCGGGCUCGGAGCGCAACUUGGUCAAAGCCGAUCGGCGGCUCUCGGCGGCGUCCACAGCGCGCCUCGUCGAGUCGGCGGCGGCGAAGAACCAGAUCACGACACGGCACAAGAAGCACCACAAAAAGCCGGACAAGAAGGCAGCACUGAAGAAGAAGAAGACGCAGAAGAAGGCGAGUGCCAAGGACGGCGACCCGGCCGAGUUUGACUUUAGCUCGGACGAGAGCUCGGAUGAGGACGAGGAUGACGACGACGAGGUCGAGGAAACAAAGAAGCCGAGCAAGAAGCAGUUGCCCCACAACCACCACCAUCACCACCACGAGGAAGUCCUCUUUGAAGAGUCGCCAGCUGUCCACAGAAAGCCUGGCAAAGCCUCCAAGCCAGAAAAGCCCGCCAAACCAGACAAGCCUGUGAAACCAGACAAGGACGACGAGACUGAAACGAAGAAGAAGAAAGACUCGCCGCUGGCCAAGAUGAAGCGCAAGUCCCGGGUCAAGGCGGCCGCCGUGGUCGAGGCCGACGUGGAGCCGCCGAUUCGGCACCACUCGGCGCGCGUCUUGGCCCCAAUCGACCUGAAAGGACUCAAGACAAUCGACAAGAUGCCGGCAAUCGAGGUGCCCCACGCCGCGCAAGACGAGUCGCAGGUACCCCCCGUGCCAGUGUCGACACCGCAGUCGUCCACCCGCACCCAUACCCCCAAGGCCGAGGUCGAAGCGCCGCUGCCGCGCGUCCAGAGCGAUCUCAACCUCGACGACGUCACGGACGAGUUCUUCAACGACGACUUUGAGGUGGCUCGGCCGCCGCUCAAAAUGGUCGAAGUCCGGAGCCCGCGCAGCACAGAACCGCCGGUACAAGCACAAGCCCGGCCGUCACCGCCGGUACAAGCACGGUUGUCGCCGCCCGUCCGCGCCGCCGACAGGUUAGUAAUAGAUGACAUCGACGAGGACAUUAUGAAGGACAUUCUCGACGAGAGCUAGCCCAUAGUAGUUAAUAAUUAUGUACC
This is a messenger RNA of Saprolegnia diclina VS20, 1073 nucleotides long. RefSeq lists its product as hypothetical. Lineage: Eukaryota; Oomycota; Saprolegniomycetes; Saprolegniales; Saprolegniaceae. The record is from RefSeq and is a predicted model, not a curated record. The transcript has 3 exons. Bases 1 to 1047 code for a protein of 348 amino acids.